Iphiclides podalirius (scarce swallowtail) is the source of this 288-nucleotide messenger RNA. NCBI's taxonomy places the organism in Eukaryota, Metazoa, Arthropoda, Insecta, Lepidoptera, Papilionidae. The record is from the annotation of a GenBank genome assembly.
AUGUUAUUUUUAUUGCGGUGUUGUAACGGCCAUGUCGACAGCGCAAAGCUGGAAGAGGAAUGCAAAAUAGCGGACAUCUGCCGCCAUGAUCAGGUGCCGAUGUGCGGAAUAGAUUCGUGUGGAGAAAUGAGGACCUUCAUAGACACGUGCGACAUGCACGAAUUCAACUGCGAUAGCAAGAAAGAUUUCAUUCAAAAACCAGUCCACGAAUGCUGGGUGACGUGCAAACGCGGAAGGAGCUUCAAGAAACCGCUGUAUGGGGCUGAUUGCGAUAAGGAAAACUUCGUG